Molecule: messenger RNA, 2326 nt
Organism: Drosophila innubila
Lineage: Eukaryota; Metazoa; Arthropoda; Insecta; Diptera; Drosophilidae
Gene: Smyd4-4
Product: SET and MYND domain-containing protein 4
Exons: 3
Coding region: 405-2129 (574 amino acids)
Molecular function (GO): protein binding
Source: RefSeq, a predicted model, not a curated record
GGGUGGCAACAUUUGGGCCAGGUGGCAGCGUUUCACAAGUUUUUAGGGGGAACAAGAGACAAAAAAGCAUCUAAAUUUGAUCAAAAUUGGCGCAUAACAAAUAAAUUCGCUAUAUAAUAAUUGAAAUUUUCUGUAAAAUUGCAUAUUAACGGUCAACACAAGCACUAAUCAACAGUGGAGUGCAACAAACACACAAAUACACAGACAUAUUUUGUUGGUGAAAAAACAGGCGGUGGUAGCGGCAGCGGCAGCGACAGCGGCGGCGGCGACGCAACACACGCGACUUGCAAGAAAAAAAAACACGGCGAGGAGGACGACGACGAGAGAGAGUCCGAGAGAAAAAGAGAGAGAGAGUGUGUGUGUUUGCAUGUGUAUCUUAAGGAUACAUUGAACAACAAUAUACAAUGGACGUAUACGACGUUAGCGACGAUCUGAUUAAAAAGCUGAAUGAUUGGAAACUUAUCGGCAUCAUAUCCGGCAAAUUCAAUGAGCUCAAAGAGAACUACUCCAAGGUGAACUUUGUUGAGCACGCUCUCAUCGACUUCAAGUACAUGGAGAAGAUAUUCCUCAAUGUAACAUUGCGCGAGAACAAAUGCAACAAGCGCAGCGUCGAGUUUCGAAUGCUGGGAAAUGAGCAGUUUUCCCUCAAGAACAGGAAAUACUUUCAGGCACUCGAAUUGUAUAACAAGAGCAUUUGCUAUGCGGAACCAAACUCGGAGCACUUGUCGAUUGGUUAUGCCAAUCGAUCGGCGGUAUUCUUUGAAUGGAAACGGUACCGUGAGUGUUUGGCCAACAUUGAGCUGGCACGCAAGGCCAACUAUCCAGAGCGACUGCGGCAUAAGCUGGACAAGCGGGAGCGUGAUUGCCAGCAGUUGGUGCAGCAACAAGCACCGGAUAUUGUGCCCUAUGACUUUAAGCUGAGCUUUGAGGCACAUCCCCAGGUGCCGUAUAUUGCCAAUUGUUUGGAGCUGCGUGAAACCGCCGACGAGGGCAGAUUUAUAGUGACAACGCGGGAUCUGGUCGUUGGCGAUGUGAUUGCCGUGGAGCAACCGUUUUGUUGUUCCCUGCUGCCGCCAAUGCGUUAUAUACGAUGUGCGACCUGUAAACAGGAGCGUUUUUUAACGCUUAUACCCUGCGAUAGUUGCUGCUCGGUCAUGUUCUGCUCAGAGGAGUGUAAGCAGCUCGCCAACGACACCUUUCACAAGUAUGAAUGCCCCAUCAUCGAUUUAUUGCAUCGCAUGUUCAACAAAAUACAUGGAAUCGCGUUGCGUACGACGUUGAGUGCUUUGGAUCUUCAUGGUAGCAUUGAGGAGCUAAUGGCGUACUGUGAUCAGCCAAGUAAUCAGCAAAAGUGCGUCUUUGAUCUAGACUUUACGCAACUGACACCCCAAGAGCAUUAUCGAGCUAUUCACGGCCUUGUGACGAAUCAACAAUUGCGCUCCGUUUCGGAUCUCUUUCAGCGUUCUGUUGUCUGCGCCGUGCUCAAGCAUUUUAUCAUUGAGUAUACACCGUUGAAGGACUAUCUGGGUGGUGAGGAUGGUCGUAACUUUUUCACGGAUCUGCUAUUUCGACAUCUGCAAACAUCUCCAUCGAAUAUGCAUGGCAUUGAUCUCGUCGAGCAGGUGAAUGAAACCAAGGACGAUCAAUCGCACUCAUCCGGCGCCUAUGCGUUUCUAUCUCUCCUGAAUCAUUCGUGUGCGCCCAACACUCUGCGCAUCUACGAUGGCACCAAGGCCUAUCUAUUCGUCCUGCGGCCCAUUAAGGCAAACGAAGCGCUCUACGAUAACUACGGUGCCCACUUUGCUAUCUUUAGCAAGAAGGAGCGUCAGGAAAGGCUGUCCAUGCAAUAUCGCUUCAAUUGCAAGUGCGAGGCAUGCGAAUUGGAUCAUCCCAAGUAUAAAGGAAUGCCGCACAAGGCGACGGUGCCGUUGGUCAAUGACGAUACGGACAUGAAGCUAUUGGGCGCCUACAAUUAUGAAUUCGCGAUUGGCAAUUAUCAAAAGUAUUGUGAUUUCCUAACCGAAUAUGGCGCCGCUUAUCCCUGUGCGCAGAUCAGUUCGGCCGAGGAAUGCCUCAAGAUGGCUCUGCAUAUCAUGGUGGAUGCGGUGCCGCUCAAGGCCAAAAUGUAAAUUGUGUCUGAGACACAACGCACUGAACUGCCUCGCAAAAAACCCGCCAUCCCACCACCACAACCACAAACCCCAUCAUCAUCGUCAACCAUCAUAACUGCUUAAUUUAUCCUCCUUACUCAAGACACAGCGACGAACUCUUAAUUUUUGAAAGAUAAAGCAGUAAUUAAACCUAUUAUAAUUUGUUGCCAUAAGUU